Molecule: messenger RNA, 2786 nt
Organism: Dermacentor silvarum
Lineage: Eukaryota; Metazoa; Arthropoda; Arachnida; Ixodida; Ixodidae
Product: transmembrane protein 184B
Exons: 9
Coding region: 234-1595 (453 amino acids)
Biological process (GO): transport
Molecular function (GO): transporter activity
Source: RefSeq, a predicted model, not a curated record
GACGCCUGAUGCUUUAGUUGGUGACGGACGACGACGUCGGGUCCGAGGAGAGAUGUGUUCGCUAUGGUUUUUCAGCGCCGUAGGAGCGUAAUCUGGAAGCUGGUUCGCCCAAAUUGCGUCGCAGCGGAGCACUUCACGGGCUUCGCAUGUGAAUGAAAUCGACCCGACGAGGCCGCAAGGCUUGACAACAACAUCAGCCGCCGUCGACUACCAACAGCCAAGGAGGUGCCAGGAUGAGCAGCAGCAGCACGGUGACGCCCCCUGGCGUCACGGGUGGGCUGAGCACGGCGGCCAGCGUGGCGAGCUCGUCGGUGCUCCCCGUGGUGCUGGCCACGGCCAACAUUACGGCCGAGAACGCCAGCCAGGUGUUGGAGGACCUGCCGCCCACCUUUCUGCAGACGACCGGGGCCCAGGCCCUGUCCGGGGCCUUCGUCUGGACCGCACUCAUCAUCACCUGCCACCAGAUCUACCAACACCUGCGGUUCUACACGUUGCCGACAGAGCAGCGCUGGAUUGUACGGAUACUGUUCAUAGUGCCCAUCUACGCGUUCGACUCGUGGCUUAGUCUGCUCUUCUUCCGCGAGAACUACUACAUCUACUUCAACAGCGUUCGCGACUGGUACGAAGCUUUUGUGAUCUACAACUUCCUGAGCCUCUGUUACGAGUACCUGGGAGGCGAAAGCAACAUCAUGUCCGAGAUCCGGGGGAAGCCAAUACAACAAAGCUUCUGGUAUGGCACAUGCUGCCUUUCAGGAAAAACGUAUACCAUUGGCUUUCUGCGAUUCUGCAAACAGGCGACCCUGCAAUUCUGUGCAGUAAAACCGCUCAUGUCUGUGAUCACGCUGAUUCUACAGCCCUUCGGGAAGUACUCCGAUGGAGACUGGAGGCCAGACAGUGGCUAUCUGUACAUCACGAUAAUCUACAACAUCAGCGUGUCACUGGCGCUGUACGGCAUGGUGCUGUUCUACUUUGCCACCAAGGACCUGCUGGCACCCUUUGACCCCGUGUGGAAGUUCUGCACCGUCAAGUCGGUCAUCUUCCUCUCUUUCUGGCAAGGGGUCUUGCUGGCAGUGCUGGAGAAAGCGGGGCUCAUCUCUGCCAUCAACGCCAGCGGCAUGGCCAACACGGCUGCGGCGAGCGCCGGCACCGUGUCGGCCGCCUACCAGAACUUCCUCAUUUGCAUUGAGAUGUUCUUUGCCUCGCUGGCGCUCAAGUACGCCUUCCCUUAUCGUGUCUACGUGCAGGGAUGCCGCGCUGAUGCGCAGGGCCGGUCGGUCACCAUGCAGAGCAUCUCUUCUAGCCUCAAGGAAACGAUGAACCCGAAGGACAUAAUGAACGACGCCAUCCACAACUUCCACCCGCAGUACCAGCAGUACACGCAGUACGCGGCCCCGCCCAAUCGCCACCACCACCUCGCCCGCGGUGGCGGAGGGGGCGGCAACAACGACGACUCGCUCCACGGCGGAGGGGCGAGGGCCACGCACUCGACCAGCGCUGCUCCGUCGGCCAACGGAGGCCGGCCACCCACGCGGGGCCGUAACCCGGCCUACAACGAGAAGACCACCCUCCUUAGCUCCGACGACGAGUUCCAGUGAGUUGACGACGGUGAUCGCGACAAACGACAAGCCAGUGCUGCUUCGUCUCCCGCCACUCCCCCCCACUUCUCGGCAUACGCACGCACACGUGCAGCCAGUGAUUCCUGCUGGCUCACUGAUCUGAUUUCUCUCAUUGUUUUCACCCACACUCUCGGUUCUCGGCGUUUCUCGCUUGGUGUCCGCUGUUUGUGGUCUGGGUGUUUUGAAAUGCUUUCUUCUUCUUCCACAUUAGGUUGACUGAGGAAACGAGUUGAUUCCUUCAUAGCGACUGUUUGGUGAAGAAUAGGCUAGCUCGUUGAAGGCAUCUAACGAGGCAGUCUUGGUUUUUUUUAAAAGCCCGCUCAAUUUUCAUAGAGGAAAGCAUUCGGGAGCGAACGAAGCCCACUGUGCUCCAGACAGCACUGAAAAAUUUCACGUCCAAGGACUUGUGAGAAGCAAGGAACACGGCACGGAAUGAGGGCAUUCCAGGUUUUUUACACGUCUUCUCCCAGUAUUUUGAUGGUCACAUUUUGACCAUCUCUUUUUUGCCUUAACAGCCAGGGUUUGCAAAAAAAGCAACGUUGGGCGUCCCACAUGUCAUUUAGUCACCUCACAUGUUAGGUUCACAACGAGAAUGCGUGUGCAGUGUUAAAGAAACAUUUUUUUAUAACUCAACUACGUGUGUUGUCAACCCGCACUGACCAGUUUAGUCAAGAAGCAGUGCCGGCGCCCCGGCCGAAAGUUGAGGUUUCCCAUAAAUGACGAAAGAUUUAAGGAUGAGCGGGCGAAAUUUUUUUAUUUGGGUUCAAGCGAAUCUCAGUCUUGUGUCAAGAUCGUUCGUUUGUUUCUGUGCAAUAACCAGUUGUCACAGGUAAUUUGCAUACGGUGCGUGUAAAGCUUAGUCACUAAAGAAUAUGCUGUACAGCUGCUUGCAUAUUCUCGCUGAAUAGUUGCUGUUUGUAGUCCUCUCGGAGCAUGGCGAGAGAAACUGCAAGAUGACUUGGUAAAAAAGAAGAAUCAGACUAUCACCGCAGCCGCCAACGCAUCAUGUUGAUGCCAACUUGCGCUCAAUUUGCAACAGAUCAUUGCCUUUCUUAGGGCUGCGUCGCAAACUUUUUAGUUACUUUUGUGAUGGCUUAAAAAGCCGAGUGUAACACCCAUUCUCUCCCUUCUCACACUCACAGUAACAAAAACCAUGUCUGAGCCACACAA